AUGGCAAAAAAAUGGAUACGUGCAGAGGAAACUGGACUCGGUGCAGAGGAACUGGACUCGAUAAACAGUGGGAAAAAACACGGAAAGGAGCGUAGAAUCAAAGAAUCAAACAGAGUCCAUAAGCAGUCUGUUCAAUUCUUAAUUUGUUCUUACUCAUUGGAUCAUUCUCAUAAUAAUAUGUAUCAAUUACUUCUUCAGCCCAAACUUGAGAUUCCUCCGUCUGAAACAAAAUCCACACUUGCUGUUCCAUUGGAGUUUCUCGGUGAAGCAGCUUUUGCAGGAGCUAGUUUUUGGGGCAUUGAAGCCGCGUUUGGGGGUGUAGAAGGAGUUGUGAAAACGGCUACUGGAUAUUGUGGAGGAACCUUUCGGAAACCUUCACAUAGAGAGGUUCUUGAAGGAAUUACAGGCCACACUGAAUCAGUUAAAGUCAUAUAUGAUACGCGAAAGAUAACUUACCGAUCUCUCUGUGAUAAGUUCUGGGAAACCCACGAUCCCACCAACAAAGAAUAUCUGAGCUUUGGGGUUAGUACACACUAUCGAUCUGCUAUCUUUUACGCAACGGAGGAACAGAGGAAGCAAGCCCAGGAGUCAAAGAUCAGAAGACAGAUGAAGCUGAACAAGAGGAUUGUGACAAAGAUAAUUGCUUUGGAUUAUUCAGAUUUCUUCCAUGCAGAAAACCAACAUCAAAAGUAUUAUUUACAGAGGAACCAUUGGCUGUGCGGGAGUUUAAAUUUGAGAAGCACAGAGCAGUUCACCGAUUCAACCACAGCAAGUAGACUAAAUGGGAUAUUAGCUCUGGAUGGAAAGGUAGCUGUUGAUGAACUGGAGAGAUUUAUGAGUAGUACUGAGUUGCCGAAACAAACCAUGCUUGUCUGUGAAGGAAUAAUUCAAGACUUUGGUGGAAAAGAAAGUGGAAGGAAACACAAUUUAAUUACAUUUUAG
Molecule: messenger RNA, 942 nt
Organism: Telopea speciosissima
Lineage: Eukaryota; Viridiplantae; Streptophyta; Magnoliopsida; Proteales; Proteaceae
Product: peptide methionine sulfoxide reductase A4, chloroplastic-like
Exons: 6
Coding region: 1-942 (313 amino acids)
Biological process (GO): cellular response to oxidative stress
Cellular component (GO): cytoplasm
Molecular function (GO): peptide-methionine (S)-S-oxide reductase activity
Source: RefSeq, a predicted model, not a curated record